GCAAACCGAAAUAUAACCAUAAUUAUUUCAACUCCAAUUUUUGUGAUUAGGUUUAUGUCUAAUAGAUAAUUUAAGCGUAUAAAACUAGUUUGAUUGCAUUUAUGUGUAGAAUGGAUUUCUAAAAUUUAACUCUAAGUAGCUUCCUCCCGUAUGUAACACUGAUAGAAUCCAUAAGGCCACUUGUUCAACAAUGGAUAUAUCCAGCAACAAUCUUUCACAACCAACAGCUAUGAGUAUGGACACAGAUAUGAAUCUUUACUCUAGUGUUACACAAAAUGAUAGAGGGUCGCCAGCUCCUGUGCUGGGCAACAUUCAGUCUGUACUGACCACUGCCAACACCAGCAGCCCUACUCAGUCCCCUACACCUCAGGUUAAGAUGCAGCACGACGGAAACUCCACCCAGAUGCUGACGAGACCUCGCCUACAAGAGCUUGUUAGAGAAGUGGAUGCCACUGAACAGCUGGAUGAAGAGGUUGAGGAGAUACUACUACAGCUUGCUGACGAUUUUGUUGAAACCACUGUGAAUGCUGCCUGCCUUCUUGCCAAACAUCGAAAGGCAAACACCGUGGACGUUAAAGAUGUUCAGCUUCAUCUUGAGAGGAACUGGAACAUGUGGCUGCCAGGGUUCGGCACAGACGAGCUCCGGCCGUACAAGCGUUCUUCUGUCACCGAAGCUCACAAGCAGCGCCUUGCUCUCAUACGCAAAGCUCUUAAAAAAUACUAGCCUUCACCUUUACCCACCUACAUUAUGCAACUCCACGUUUUAUAAUAAAAUAUAUUUUACUUCA
Molecule: messenger RNA, 788 nt
Organism: Macrosteles quadrilineatus (aster leafhopper)
Lineage: Eukaryota; Metazoa; Arthropoda; Insecta; Hemiptera; Cicadellidae
Gene: Taf12
Product: transcription initiation factor TFIID subunit 12
Exons: 5
Coding region: 191-724 (177 amino acids)
Biological process (GO): RNA polymerase II preinitiation complex assembly; DNA-templated transcription initiation
Cellular component (GO): transcription factor TFIID complex; SAGA complex; SLIK (SAGA-like) complex
Molecular function (GO): protein heterodimerization activity; DNA binding; TBP-class protein binding
Source: RefSeq, a predicted model, not a curated record